GACAGCAGAGCCAAAGGUACAGCAGCACAGUGCGUCGAGCGGAGAGAUGGAGGGUGAGCUGGCCGGCUGUGAGCGCCUGUAAACCGGAGAGCAGAGCACCAGAUGAAGAGGGAAUAAAAACCAUGUCUGAUCCUGAAUAAACAUCAUCUUCACGCCAUAAACCGGGAUCCUGUCAGAGAGACACCAGCGUCAUGAAACCAGUCCUGCAUUGAGCCUCUCCUCGGUGGGUUGGCAUGGCCCAGUGAUGAACGGAGCGGUGGUGCCUGGUAGCCCGGAGCUCUCCUCCUCGUGCCCACUGCCAGACUGGCGAGAGUUCUGUGAGCUCCAUGCUCGAGCCUCUGCUGCAGACUUCGCUGACAAGUUCCAGCGCUUCCUGUCGGAGAACCCGUGCUACGACUCGCCCGGCGCUGAUGCCAGCUUCUCACAGCACUUUGCCCACCACUUCUUGGAGUGCUUCUCUGCAGCACUGACCCAGGCCAGGGAGAACCAGGCGUCCUCUCCAGGGGAGGACGGCUCCAACGCAGCACCCAAGUACAGCAUUGUUCCUUUCCUGGGAAUCCAGGGCUGCCCGCUGUCCUACGGUCACGACCUUUACCAGAGACGCAAGGACGCCGGGGCUUCAAGUGAAUCCCUGGACAGCAUGGACAGUGGAGGGGGAGGGAUAGAUGGGGGAGGCAGUGGCACCACCGCCUCCCGAGGCCCCCAGCAGACUCACAAGGUGUCCGCUCUGGGGCAGUCCCGCAGCUCUGAGGACGUUUCAGUCAGUCACCCAAAGGCUCGCUUCAAGAAGGGCUUCUCCCUGAGAAACAUGAGCCUGUGUGUGGUGGAUGGGGUGAAGGAGAUGUGGCACAGACGGGCCUCCCCUGAACCCGACGGUCCCUCUGGAGCCAGAAGGCCUAACGGGGGAGGAGGGGGAGGUGGAGGAGGAGGGGAGGCUGCAGGGGGAGAGAAGUGGUCCCAAAAGCUGCGGCUUCCCAGGGGCUCCCAGGGCCACAAGGCUGAGAUGCUGGAGAUCCAGAGGGAGGGAGCACUGAGAUACAUGGUGGCUGAUGACACAAACUGUAUGGGCGCUGCACAGUGGCAGAAGUGCCGCCUGCUGCUGAGGAAGACAAAGAGGGACGAAGGAGGCGAGAGGUUCCUGCUGGAGUUCUACGUACCACCCAAGUCCUCAAAGCCCAAAGUGAGCAUCCCUUUGUCAGCCAUCGUGGAGGUGAGGACCACCAUGCCGCUGGAAAUGCCUGACAAGGACAACACUUUUGUUCUUAAGGUGGAAAACGGGGGAGAGUACAUCCUGGAAACCAUCGACUCGCUGCAGAAAAACUCUUGGGUUGCUGACAUCCAGGACUGCAUAGACCCGGGUGACAGCGGCGAUGACAUCGAGCUGGCGUCAUGUCCUCACGGUCAGGCCUCUAAAGACUGCUCCAUGGUGGCCUCUUGCAGCUGUGAGCUGCUGUCUGAGGGUGUGUAUCGUGCUCCUGAAAGGUCGUGUCCUACAGCCGCAGAGCAUUACAGUGCCCCCUCAGUCCGUUGCAGGGAACCCCCCUUCACCCAGCACCCAUCCCAUAUGCCUUUAGAGCGCUUUCUCCAGUCCCCUGAGGCCCAGGGCUCCAACUCCUCUGCAGGUGGCAUUGAUGGAGCAAAAGAGUCAGAUGGGGAUGCCAGCCUGGCGGGUUACCCAUGGUUCCAUGGUACACUGUCCCGUGUGCGGGCGGCUCAGUUGGUGCUUGCAGGUGGGGCCAGAAGCCAUGGGCUCUUUGUGAUUCGUCAGAGUGAGACGCGACCGGGAGAGUACGUCCUCACCUUCAACUUUCAGGGCAAAGCCAAGCACUUGCGUCUGUCGGUGAAUGAGAAUGGGCAGUGCCACGUCCACCACUUGUGGUUCCACACCGUGUCGGACAUGUUGAGACACUUCCACGCCCACCCAAUCCCCCUCGAAUCUGGAGGCUCUGCAGACAUCACAUUACGCUCCUAUGUACAAGUGCAGCGAAGCUCUACUACAGAUGUGACUGUGCCUCCGGUCCUCACCCCACCCAGGGAUGCAGGUUGCAGGACAGACUCAGCCCAGCCAGCUCUCCACCCUCCUGGAAUCCCAGCGCCUGCAGGGCCUCCUCCUGAUGCCCCGCUCUCCUCGAGCACCUCCUCGUCACCCACUGCCCUUCCCUCCCUCUCCCGCAGUGACCCAGGUACUGGAGGAGGAGUGGGUGGAGGGUUACAGAGCCGGAGCAACAGCUCUGAGCGCCUGCUGGAGGCCUCUAGUGGUGGAUCUGAGGACUACCACGAUGCUGAUGGGACUCGCAGGGCCCGGGCAGUGGAGAACCAGUACUCUUUCUACUAAACACCACAGGGCAGGGUUCAGUCAUGUAUCGGAGGUGACAUGGGACACUGUUCUGGUGAUGAGAACUGUCCAAAUCACUGGAUCACCCACUGUUUUGUUUGUUUGUUUUUAUUUCAAGGCAAUUUCCUGUUUCUCUGAUUUGAGAAGGGAGGUGGUGAGCAGUGUGUCCUCGCUGAUAAAUCCUUCAGGCUCUGCGUCCUCGCUUCAAACUCAGCUGUCAAGAAUGUCAGUGAAUAAAGAAACCAAAAGGCCACAUGAGGAAACGGAGAUUGUCAAGAUGGAGCGGAAGAUGAAACAUAGAUGUAGAAACACAACAUGGUGAUAUGAGUGUAGGUGGAGAAAGCAAGAGGAAGUCAUCCAGCGGAGUCAUAUGGCUUUGAUUCAUCACUUCUGACCACUUCCUGUUCGCCCAUACCCACAUAUCCCUGGAAGCAGAGCCUGUGUCACCACCCCGCUGAAAGAUUGAGAGUUUGAAAUGACCCUGAAGAAACAGUCCCUCCCCUCAGAGCUCCUCAGAGCUCCUCUGAGCUCCCGGGAGCAUCCCAUUAAUGUUUGUAAAGCUGCUUUGAGUCUGUCCCGGAUAUCCUCACUGUCCCUGCAGGGUUUCCCUACAAAGUCCUGCCCUGGGUCUCUGCUAACAUCAGUACAGCAAUCAUGGGUGUGUUAGUGUUAGCUCAGAAAAGAUUUUUGUUAAACGUGUACAGCCUAAAGGGUCUUAGUGCCUGACAAUUACCUUGGACUUGAACGGACUGUUGCUCAUAGCGACACGGAGGAUGGUGUUGACAUCUUGCAUAAUCACAGAAGCCCGAAAAUCUAUUGCAGGGGAUUCCUUUACUGUCAGUUUCUGCUUAAAACACACUGAACAUGCAUAUCUCUGCAAACUGUUUUGUUCUCACAGUGUUAUCGACACACACACACACACACACACACACACACACACACACACACACACACACACACUGGUGGUCAUACGUUGUGUUAAAAGUCAGUUUAAAAUUGCUGAAACUAAGUGAAUAUGGCAGGGCGGCUCCCAUUUUGCUGUCAUACCAGGUUAUUUCUAUGAGUGUGUGGUGGUGUAUUAGAGUCCAAAUAUUUUUCAAUGAUCGGUGUGCUACAGUAGUGUUUCUAAAACAUGGUUUUCGAGGUCCCUCCGUCUGGUGCUGGUUCUGUAUCCGAGCUUAUCAUAUCAAUAACCUGUAGAUUAGAUAUGCUGUUAAUAUAGGAGUUCACUUUGAAGUAAUGCCUUGAAGAUAUAAUUAUACCAAAUCCAGCAUUUAGGCUAUUGGAGGGACUGGGGACUUGUUUUUUAGAAAGGUGGCGGUAUUGUGUACUGUUUGUGCGGCCUGGUGUGGACUGGAACGAUACAGACAGUGUGGUAAAGGGCACUAGAUGGCCAUGCUUGGAUGGGAAGAUGUGACAUUGCUGCUUUGCUUUAUGCUGACAAAGUAAUGAGCUUUUUAAGUUAAUGAUCCAAAAGAAAAAUACAGCUCACACAACAAAACACUCCUGUUACUGUAAGAAAUAACUUCAUGAUCCGAGACAUUCUUUAUAACACAAAAUAUCAGUUAAAAAGAAAUACUUAACUCACAAAAAAACCCCAUAAACAUUUGUAUAUCAAUUACCCACCCAGUGUUAUGUUGAAUUUGUGAAGAAAACAGUUUUCCUGCCUCUAUGGUGAAUGAAGAAUCCAAAAAUGCAUAAAUUACAGAUGA
Epinephelus lanceolatus (giant grouper) is the source of this 4047-nucleotide messenger RNA. RefSeq names its product SH2B adaptor protein 2 (gene sh2b2). The record is from RefSeq and is a predicted model, not a curated record. Gene Ontology annotation, cellular component: plasma membrane. NCBI's taxonomy places the organism in Eukaryota, Metazoa, Chordata, Actinopteri, Perciformes, Serranidae. Gene Ontology annotation, molecular function: transmembrane receptor protein tyrosine kinase adaptor activity. Gene Ontology annotation, biological process: intracellular signal transduction; antigen receptor-mediated signaling pathway.